AUGUGGUUAGUUGCGAAAAACAGUUUCCUGCUGUCGCCUGAUCUGACGUUGAUCAUUUUACAUAUUGCCUUAAGAAAUUUAAGGGUGUUGGGGUCCAUCGGGCCAAGAACCUCGAUGCAUAUUGGCAAGAAUUCCAUCGAGGGGAGGGCGUUCCCAUAUUUUUUCAUUUUCUCGUCCGCUGCCCUGGCCGCGGCCAGGGCAGCGAACGAAAAAAUUGAUGUAGACGACAUAUCCUCAGGCGAGCUUUGCACUGAUGAUGAUGAUCUUGAAUGCAAGAGGAGUCCAGUCACGUCAGGAUUUUUGCAUAGUUUAUUUAUUACAUCAUUAUUCGAUUUUCUCACAUCACGCGAUGAAGUAAAUUUGAUACAUGGGAAUGCAGCAUCAUUCAACUUUUCCAGCCGGUACAAACUUGUUUUCCUAGCACUCGCUUCAUUGAGCAUCAGCAUGGCUGCAGAUUAUAUGCAUUUUGGCAGAUCUAUUUACUGA
Molecule: messenger RNA, 486 nt
Organism: Helobdella robusta
Lineage: Eukaryota; Metazoa; Annelida; Clitellata; Rhynchobdellida; Glossiphoniidae
Exons: 4
Coding region: 1-486 (161 amino acids)
Source: RefSeq, a predicted model, not a curated record